AUGGGUAGGGCGAUGAAGCUGAGCAAUGAGAGUUUGGGCGGUGCUUUCGUCCUGGUGGGCUUCUCUGACCAGCCCCAGCUGGAGAAGUUCCUCUUCAUUGUCGUCCUGAUCUCCUACCUCCUCACCUUGGUGGGCAACACGGCCAUCAUCCUGGUCUCGAGUCUGGACCCCAUGCUUCAAACGCCCAUGUAUUUCUUCCUUACCAAUCUCUCCUUCGUUGAUCUUUGUUUCACCACCAGCAUUGUGCCCCAACUGCUGUGGAAUCUCCAUGGUCCCGAGAAGACCAUCACCGCCAUAGGCUGUGCUAUUCAACUCUAUGUGUCCCUGGCACUGGGAUCGACCGAGUGUGUUCUCCUAGCUGUCAUGGCCUAUGACCGCUACGCAGCUGUUUGCCGUCCGCUUCAUUACGCCACGGUGAUGCACCCACGGCUGUGCCAGGCACUUGCAGGAGUGGCAUGGCUGAGUGGGUUGGGCAACACUCUGAUUCAGGGUACCAUCACCCUUCGGUUACCCCUUUGUGGAAAUCGGAGGAUUUACCAUUUCAUCUGUGAAGUGCCUGCCAUGAUCAAGUUGGCCUGUGUAGACAUUCAUGCCAAUGAGGUUCAGCUCUUCAUGGCCUCCUUGGUGCUUCUUCUCCUGCCCCUGGCACUCAUCCUGGUCUCCUACGGAUAUAUCGCACAGGCGGUGAUGCGAAUCAGAUCCAUGCAAGCCUGGCGUAAAGCCCUGGGAACAUGUGGGUCCCACUUGUUGGUAGUCUCUCUCUUCUACGGGACCAUCACGGCUGUCUACAUCCAACCCAACAGCUCCUAUGCCCACAGUCAGGGGAAGUUUAUAACCCUCUUGUAUACUGUGGUAACUCCUACGCUGAAUCCCCUCAUUUACACUCUGAGAAACAAAGAUGUGCAGGGAGCUCUGAGGAGGCUGGUGUGCAAAGACCAGAGUUUGGGAGACUGA
This is a messenger RNA of Echinops telfairi (small Madagascar hedgehog), 954 nucleotides long. RefSeq names its product olfactory receptor 2G3-like. Gene Ontology annotation, cellular component: membrane. Lineage: Eukaryota; Metazoa; Chordata; Mammalia; Afrosoricida; Tenrecidae. Gene Ontology annotation, biological process: G protein-coupled receptor signaling pathway. Gene Ontology annotation, molecular function: G protein-coupled receptor activity; olfactory receptor activity. The record is from RefSeq and is a predicted model, not a curated record. The transcript has a single exon. Bases 1 to 954 code for a protein of 317 amino acids.